Porites evermanni is the source of this 1440-nucleotide messenger RNA. The record is from the annotation of a GenBank genome assembly. NCBI's taxonomy places the organism in Eukaryota, Metazoa, Cnidaria, Anthozoa, Scleractinia, Poritidae.
AUGGCUGUUAACGAAGAAGAAAGGUGGCAAGCCAUGAAAUCAACGGUGCUGGAAAGAAACAGUUUUAUGUUCAACAAUUCUUUGAUGAGUGACAUCAAGUUUGUCUUUCCUAACAACACCAUCAUUCCGGCCCAUAAGUACGUCCUUGCCAUCAGUAGUUCGGUGUUUUUUUCGAUGUUUUACAGCGAUCAAACUGAAAGCAGGAACACUAUAGAAAUCACCGACUGUGAUGCAACUUUCUUCCUGAAUUUUUUGCGCUUUAUAUACACCGAUGAAGUAUAUUUCGAAGACGUUGAUUGUGCUAUGAAAGUGUGGCAAAUAGCUGAAAAGUAUGACGUUCCUUUGCUUGCAAGAGAGUGUGUGAUGUUUAUAGACGGAAACAUGAAUCCAGCUCAGUCCAUUGAUGUUUUGCAACAUGCCCGCGAGGUCAACGAGAAAACUCUGGAAACGGCUUGCUGGGAAAUGAUUGAUCACAAUGCGGAAACAAUUUCUGAAGAUGAAUGUUUUCUUAGGAUCGAAAAGGAGUUUUUGCUUUCGUUCAUCGAACGAUCGUCCUUGCACAUCGAGGAAACACAGUUAUUCCACGCCAUAAAUCGCUGGGCCGUUCAGAGAUGCCAAGAAAACAACUUGGUAUGUGAUGGACCAAACAAAAGGUCGGUUUUGGGAGAGGAUGUGUUGAAGAACGUACGAUUUUCUUUGAUGCUACCAAAUCAGUUUACCGAUCAGGUGGUCCCUAAAAACAUCUUAACAAAUGAAGAGGUUAUCCAAGAGUUUGUACGUUUCAGUCAAGACUACUCAGAAAUUACAAGGGCAGCGAGUUUCUGCACCCGCUAUUGUAGAAUUGCCGGUGAUUCCUUGAACUUACAGACGGGCGUGCAGCUAUCUGACACGCUUACCCUAAAAGCCAGCAAGCCUGUCCUUCUGUGCGGGUUACAAUUCGUUUUUGAAGAUUCUAAAGAAACAGAAGGUCACCUCAGUCUUGUUUUAUGGCGGCAAGGGGUUAAGAUUAAACGCCUUACUGCCAAAUCUGAGGCUGCAUCCUGGAACACUGGCUGGUCAUUUUUUGGUGAAAACAAAGUGUUUUUCAACAGGCCAAUUUCUUUGGACGAAGAAACUUGUUACACGAUUGAACUGUUAGGGGCAUCAAGUCGUUCAACAAAGUACUACGUUAGAUGCAGCAAUACCACAGGGAUAACGCAAAGAGCUUCAAGCGGCCACUACUCAAGACCCACAAACUCUUCCCGCUCAACCGAUGUAACAUUUAAGUUCUGCGGAGGGUUAUUCAAAGAUGCUAUUCCAGAAAAUCCAUAUUUCGGACUGAUAAGUAAGGUAUUGUUUCAAGAUUUUUCCACUAAACAACUGUCAUCGUCAGAAGAUGACAUUUACAGUGUCAAGGAGGAUUUCUACGAAGAAUACCUCCCACCUGGAGUCUCGGACUAA